Molecule: messenger RNA, 1737 nt
Organism: Leptosia nina
Lineage: Eukaryota; Metazoa; Arthropoda; Insecta; Lepidoptera; Pieridae
Source: the annotation of a GenBank genome assembly
AUGCCCGUGACAAUCGUGGACAGGUUGCCCUUGCCGAACCUCAAGGUUUACUCGGCAGGAAGUGUUUUACUAUUAUCGGUCGCCGUUUAUUACGCUAUGAACGUUACGAGCGACCCUAACUGGAGGGCGAAUGCAACCCUGCAGCGCCAAGAUUCGUCGGCUGAGGCCAUCGAACCUGAAGGACCGAGAAAUCUCACAGAACAGUUGCUGGAGGUGAUCACCUUCAUGAUGCAAGAGCCACUCUGUAUGUGGACGGUGAUCAACAUGUCGUACUGUCUGGUGGCGCUGGGAGGAUGGCUCGUGCAGCGCGCGGUGUUCGGGCGGCUGCGCGUGGCCGAGGCGCAGCGGCUCAAGGACAAGUUUUGGAACUAUGUCUUCUACAAAUUCAUCUUCGUGUUCGGGGUUCUUAACGUGCAGUACAUGGACGAGGUGUUGCUGUGGGCGGGCUGGUUCACCCUCGUCGGGGCGCUGCAGCUGCUGACUCAGCUCACCAAGGACCGCUUCGAAUAUGCGUCAUCGUCCCCGAACGUGUCGGGCUGGGCUCAGACGCGCUUGGUGGUGCUGCUGUUAGCGGUGUUAGCUUCGGGCCUCGGACUGCUCGGCGCCGCGCUGCGAUGGGGGCUGCCCGCCGGCCGGGACACCUUCGCGUUCAUGGCUGCAGAGUGCGCCUUGGCGUGCGUGUCCUGCGUCCACGUGCUGGCGAGGAUGGCGCUGAGGGCGAGGGACUCGGACGCCGCCGGCCCGGCCGCCUACUACACGCAUCUCGUCUUCGACUCGGUGGCGCUCCUUCUCGAGACGGCCCACGUGGGGCACAUGGUAGUGCACAGCAACGCGAUGGUCUCCCUCGCCUCGAUGGUGCUAGUGAUGCAGCUGCGGCAUCUGCUGCACGCGCUGCUGGCUCGGCUGCGCCGACACCGCCUCUACACCGCCCUGGCCGACCACAUGAGUCGCAACUACCCGAUGGCGAGCCCCGAGGAGGUGGAGAAGAACCAGGACAACUGCGCCAUCUGCUGGGAGCCUAUGAAGGAGGCGCGCAAGCUGCCCUGCGCACAUCUCUUCCACAACUCGUGCCUCUGCCGCUGGGUGCAGCAGGACGCGUCCUGCCCGACUUGCAGACGAGCGCUGUCCGCUCAGCCGGCCGCCGCACCCACUCCGUUGCCUCCGCUCAACCCGCUCAACCCGCUGACGCACAUCGGCGCCGACCCCCCCCCGGCCAACCACCUCUUCCACUUUGAUGGGUCUCGUUACGUGUCGUGGCUUCCGAGCUUCUCAGUGGAGGUGACCCGCGUCCGAGCAGAGCCGAUGGCGCCCGCGCCCCCUUCACCUCCGCCCACGCCCGACGAAGUACCCGCGCCCCAGCUCGACGCCAUGCUCGCCCAGGUGUCGGCGGUGUUUCCUCAGUACAGCGCGGCCCGGGUGCGGGCCGAUCUUUUGCGCACGCGCUCGCCCCACCUCACAGUCGAGAACAUCUUGGAAGGGAGGCUGCGCGCAGACUUAGCGGGCCCACCGCCACGCCGAGUCGCACGGACAACAGAGAGCGAAGGCAGUGUCGAGCGUGAAAUGUCGGUACCAGCCGUCCCCUCUUCCCAGGACAGCGUGGAGUCAGAAGAACCGUUGGAGGUGGAGUUCUCUGAGAGUGCGUGCGAGCGAGAGACACUGCUGCGCAAGCGCAAGCGGCAGCUCAUAGCGGCGGCGCGCCACAAGUACCUCGAGAGGCGCGGGCAGACCGCGCCCUGA